Colletes gigas is the source of this 1669-nucleotide messenger RNA. RefSeq lists its product as uncharacterized. Bases 565 to 1323 code for a protein of 252 amino acids. Lineage: Eukaryota; Metazoa; Arthropoda; Insecta; Hymenoptera; Colletidae. The record is from RefSeq and is a predicted model, not a curated record. The transcript is spliced from 3 exons.
CAGCGCUCGCCAGUAUUUCCAAAGCCGCGUACAUCGAUGGAUCGCCCCGCGAUCGUCUCGUGAGCCCGUUGAGCUCCCCACGCUCGGAUGCCACCACGUCAUCCCCUUUUCGUUAGCGUACCGCAGCUCGUGCUGAUCCGCGAAGGAUCGCGGGACGUCGGCGACCCUGUGUCGCGGGAGAACGGCUCUCCGUAGGGAAACGGCCGAACCAGUCGCACAGACGGAGAGGGAGGGAAGUGACACGUUGCGAUACGAUCGAUCCAACGGCGAAGUUACGCGCCUUCAAACGAACAGCCUCCUCGAAACCGAUCCCCUGUGAACAAUGUGCUCGUGACAGGGAACACCACGUUACCCGGGAGUCGGUGACGAUCCUCGGAGUUCUCCGCCAAGGAAGUCACUUCGGUCUUCACGGCCUCGUGGAGUUCUCGUCGGUGGGGAGGGGGCCGCGGAGGAGAGGACGAAAGAACACAGUGAAAGAUACGCCGAACACCACGCCGGGAGAAGGAAACGGAUAAAACGUGGGCGUUGAGUGAUUGUUGUCGGUGCUAGUUUCCAUUCAGAGUCAUGAGAGAUACCAGCAAUAUGAUGGAGGACGCCCUGUCCGAGGACACGAUGAUGGACUGCGGGGGUGACGGAGGAGGGUUGGAGGACCUCGUUGAUCUGGCGACCGUCGUUGCGGAUUCAUCCCCGACAAUUCGAGAAGCGGCGGAGAGACUGCUAACGUUGUUGGGCAUGGAGGACGAGAACGAGGACCUGUUGUCCUCUUCGGAGGACGAAGGCGUGGACCUGGACGCUGACGAGCUGGACGAGGAAGAAGAGGAGUUGGAGAAUACCAGACUGCUGCACCAGCUGGCUGCCUCGCUAGCGGAGGAAUUGAAGCAGUCCCAACAAAAGCAGAAUCCGAUCAGACUUCUGGCGAGGAGUUCGUUCGAUAGGGAUCGCAUGGACCUGGCUGACACCAGCUACACGGAACAUGGUUGCCUUCAGGAUCAAGAGGUGAAGGGGAGCCGUUAUCAAGAGACGGUCCCAGAAAGAUGUCAGAGACAGGACUCGUCCCGUUCGUUCACCAAGGAACAUGGCUUCACGGAGUUUUACGAGUGUCUAGACCAUCGUCUCAGAAUGGACUCGGAGCCGGAGGACGUCGGUGGUCGCCAGGAACAAGUCCCAAUGUCCUGGGGCGCCGGUUGGGAUGCCUGCGCAGCGGAAGCGCUGCGAUAUCUCGUGGAGGACGAAGGACUCCCGCCACAUCAUCCCACGGUCCUGGCCAUGAAGGACCAUCUGGAAACGCAGAGGGAACGGACCUUUGCUCAGUAUACCGCGUAAACAAAUCCAGAUUUUAUCGGCCGCGAUGGUAUUUUUUUAAGGAAGCCUGGCUGGCUGGCUUCCCCUAGGAUGCUUUCAGCGAGGGCGAUCGAUAUCGAUUGGACGGUGUUUCCUGGUCGAGGUCGAGGAGCGAACACGGAUCGACGAUUUAAAGAGGUGCCAAAAUCUCUGCUUUUUCAGCUAAGAUUCAACCAUUUUCACUGUUUUAACUACCAAAUUCAACGUUUUGCAAUUCAAGUUCUUCUAGAAAUGUGUUCUUUUAUGCUUUCGUAAUAGAAACAGAAUUAAACUGGAAAUUUUAUAUAUUCCAAAUUGUACUGUACGCUUAUAUCUAUAACCCUCUGUA